GCAGUUGCUGUUAGUAUUGUCAGCAGCCGGUGUAGCGUCGCCAACAAGCCAGAACUUACAAAAGCAUAACUUAAAUAUAUAUUUUGUGUAUGAUAAUGGCGAACCCGGUAAAAGACUGUAAGCAGCUGCAGCCGCGAGCAAUUUUCGGCAUCAAUGGCAAAGUGGAGAAUGGAGUUCGUCAGCAUCCCGUUACACAAGCUGCAAUUUUUCCAUUGGGCAACAAAAUAGCCAUUGCCGAUUUUAACAAGAACACACAAGAGUUUGUUGCCGGUCACACAAACAGCAUCUCCUGCCUGGAUGUCAGCAAGAGCGGCAAGUACAUCGCCUCUGGUCAGAUCAACCAUAUGGGCUUUCGUGGCUACGUCAUCGUAUGGGAUUAUGAGUCACGCAAAGAGCUUGGACGACACGAUCUGCACAAGGUGAAGGUGCAGGCCAUUUGCUUUACGGCCGAGGAACGCUUUGUUAUAUCCAUUGGAGGCAAGGACGACGGCUCCGUCAUUGUGUUCGAUGUGCAAACAUUCUCGCCCAUUUGCCGACAGGCUGCCUCGCGUGCUAUUUCAGGUAAUGCACUAACCGUCCGUCCGAUGCAUAACAAUCCUUUCUUCUUCCUCACUGCCGGUGAUCGUCAUCUGCGACUGUGGAGCAUUGUGCGUGAGCAGAAAAAGCUUUAUGUUCAAGACGUCCAUUUGGCCAGCAAAUCCCGCACGUUUUAUUGUGCCCGAAUAGAUAAGAAAGACGAGUUCGCGUACCUGGGCACUGGCACAGGUGAUAUUAUUAAGAUCGUACUCAACUGCUGCGACAGGGACAAUGUGACCCGGCCGGGUACAUCAAGUGGCAUUCUAGGUGCCUUUGGCACCCACAAUCCACGCAAGCCCACGGGUCGCGAUUGCAAUCGCUAUGUGAACGGCGUCCGCGCCCUUUAUGUGCUGGAGGGUGGGCGUCUGCUAAUUGGCGCUGGCAAUGGUGAUGUGGAGCUGGUCGAGGAGCGCACCGAUGUGCCAUUAGUAAACUUCCGAGAUUAUCCAGGACCCACCUGGCCCUACUUGCGCGUGGUUAAGAAAACUCGGGUCUCGGGUCGUGUCUCGUCCUUUGUGCGCAGCACGCCAGAGAAGUUCUAUAUCUGCACGGACACGAAUGAGAUUUACAUGCUGAAUAUACAAUCCUGGGUUUUGAAGCUGAUGCGCACGUGUCAUGCCAAGGCAGUCUACUUUAUAACAUUUCCCAAAAACUAUGCAGCUGUUUUUGCCACUGCGGGUCAUGAGAGCAUACGCAUCUGGUCCUCAAAUCGCAAGCAGGAGCUGCUGCGCAUCAUGGUGUAUAAUUUCAACUGUGCUGCUGUGCGCUUCUCUCAGGACGGAACCAGCAUUGUGUCCGUAUGGAACGACGGAAUCAUACGCGCCUUUACGCCCAUUACUGGACGCCUUAUCUAUGCCAUACCGAAUGCUCAUAAUAAGGGUUGCAGUGCCUUGGCCAUUGCAUCAACUGGCCGCUUUAUUGUCACGGGCGGCAUCGAGGGUCAGGUGCGCGUGUGGAAGAUCGAGCCGUAUCGCCAAAACUUAGUGGGCGUGCUGAAGGAUCAUUCGGGGCCUAUUACCUCACUGGACAUCAACUAUCUGGAUACGGAAGUAAUUUCCGCUUGCACAGAUGGCUCCUGCGUCAUUUGGGACAUCAGUCGGAUGACCCGCAAGCAGGUGGUCACUGCCAACACGCAGUUCAUGUCCGUCCUUUAUUUUCCCACCGGAGUGCAAAUACUCACCUGCGGCUCCGACGGCAGAAUCAUCUAUUGGAUGGUCUACAAUGGCGCACUGAUACGCGAGCUAACCGCCUCGAAGAAAUCUUCUGUGAACUGUCUUUCCAUGAAUGCCACCGGGGACUAUUUCGUUAGCGUUGGCAGUGAUCUGCAAGUGAAGUUGUGGGACUAUAAUAGCGGCGAUGUGGUGGGUGUUGGCUCGGAGCAUGCUUCGUCCGUAAUUAGUGCUGCAUACAGUCCAUGUGGGAAGAAUUUCGUGACAGGCAGUACGGACGGGUCACUUAUCAUUUGGGAUGUGCCCGAGGAUUAUUGGGGCAUGCCCAAUCCCCCGGACGGACCCAGCUACCAACUGCCCAAGGCGCAGGCCAAGGGCAAAGCCGUUGUUCAGUCACGUGUCGACUCCGGCACUCGCGUCAAACCAAUUCCGGGCGAGAAUAUCAAUGGACUGCUGAAAGCAACGCCCAAGGACGACCUCUGCUGUGUCGAAUGUCCACCAUGCGCAAAGAAGGAUUCUAAGGCCGCUGACCCAAUUGUCGAGUGCAAGAUUGUGCCGGAUGUGAGGAAAUGUUAGAUUUUCUAUUUCCUCCUACAUUUACAUUUGCUUAAAAGAAAUACAGAGAGCAUUUAAGAAAGAAUACGAA
Molecule: messenger RNA, 2391 nt
Organism: Drosophila hydei
Lineage: Eukaryota; Metazoa; Arthropoda; Insecta; Diptera; Drosophilidae
Product: cilia- and flagella-associated protein 52
Exons: 5
Coding region: 90-2321 (743 amino acids)
Biological process (GO): cilium assembly
Molecular function (GO): protein binding
Source: RefSeq, a predicted model, not a curated record